This is a messenger RNA of Choloepus didactylus (southern two-toed sloth), 1988 nucleotides long. RefSeq names its product PCNA clamp associated factor (gene PCLAF). NCBI's taxonomy places the organism in Eukaryota, Metazoa, Chordata, Mammalia, Pilosa, Megalonychidae. Gene Ontology annotation, biological process: regulation of cell cycle; translesion synthesis. Bases 106 to 399 code for a protein of 97 amino acids. The record is from RefSeq and is a predicted model, not a curated record. The transcript is spliced from 4 exons. Gene Ontology annotation, cellular component: nucleus. Gene Ontology annotation, molecular function: chromatin binding.
AGGAGACCAAUAUAAACGGAGGCGGGAGAUUCGUUUUCUGGUCCUUGUCCUGUGACAUACCAACGGCUGGGAAGUCAGUUUAUUGCUUUCAUCUCCGGUUUGAACAUGGUGCGGACUAAAGCAGACAAUGUCCCAGGCGCCUACCGCAAAGUGGUGGCUUCUCGAGCCCCCAGGAAGGUGCUUGGUUCCUCCACCUCUGCCACUAACUCCACGUCGCUUUCGUCGCGGAAAGCCGAAAAUAAAUAUGCAGGAGGUAAUCCUGUUUGUGUGCGCCCAACUCCCAAAUGGCAAAAAGGAAUUGGAGAAUUCUUCAGGCUGUCCCCUAAAGAUUCCAAAAAAGAGAAUCGGAUUCCUGAAGAGGCAGGAAGCAGUGGCUUAGGAAAAGCAAAGAGAAAUUGAUAUUUGGGUGACUACUGAAGUUCUCUAUUCUUUCCAUGGAGCAUGUGCUUUGCAACCUGGUCACACAGAUGCCGAAAAAGAGUAGAACUUUCCUAUUCAUCUUUGACUAAUAUCUCCUGUGUACUCUGGUACUCUAGGAUGUAAAUUUGCAUAAAUAUGUUUGUUCCUAUCAGUUCUGUUGAAUGGGCAUUUAAUUUAAAAAUUAGGCUUAAUUAGUUAUUCAAAAGCAAGUAGUUAUUAGUAUGUAAGAUUAAUAUAUGAUACUUAGCUUAGUAUUCAGUAUAAUGCGGUAUUUUAUUUCCUCCUUUUACCUGUUAAACUUCUUGUUCUUGCUAAAAACAAAUCAUUACAUGGUGCUCUAAUUACAAAUCUGCUGUAUUUUAGAUCUGCUUAGAUCUUUGUACUGCUGCCAUUUUUAUUGGCAUUUGAUUAUUGGAAUGUUGCCAUUUUCCCCUUUUAUUUGAUUAAAAAAGCAGAGUUAGAUUUUGCACAUUGAAAAAAUUCAGUAUUAAUUAAACUGAACUUUUUCAGAAAGGGCACCAAAUAUGUAAUAUUGAAAAAAAUUUGGAUGGGUAUCCUUAGAUAAUUUUCAUGGCAAUUUGAUUGAUAAUCAAAGCUUCUUACAAAAGAAGAUAAAGUACUAGCAUAGAGUCAGGCAGGAAAAUUCCAUAAAGUACAUUUAAAGAGAGAAAUUUUCCUAGGAUAUGUAUUUAAUUCAGUAUCAUAAGAUACUACCCUAUACUUUUAAAGUUGGAAAUAAGUCAGUAAAACAUAAAAGGCGAAUCAUGCUGUAAAUGCAGAGGUUAUAUACUUUUCUAGAGAACCAGGGGUAUAACUGAAGAGGUGGAUAUAAUAUUACGUGGUAACAUGCUUCCUCCUCACUCUUUUUGUUCACUUACAUCCUGUUGUAAUAAUUAACUGUAUUUUAACAGGAUGUUUUUCUGAAAUUUGUUUGCAAUAAACGAAUACUUAUUUUCACAAUAUACUAUCCCUUUCUGUGUUUCCUAAGAUUAUGUCCUACCAGAUAUUUCUAUUUUAUUCCUUCCAAAUACAAGUUUGUGCACUCACCUGAUUUUAUCAACUUCCACAUGGCUGAGUCCUGAUGAUUACAGAUCAUCUUUUUUUGCUUUGUCCUUAAGAGGUGGGUAUUAAACAGAAUGUUACUGAAUUGGGGACAGAGAGUUUUAUGCUAAGUACUUCCUUGAUAAUUAGAUUUCUUAAUAAGGAGUAGCUCAGACCAAGUCGGCUAAAAUCAAGUUUCGAUGGGUCCAAAACCUGAUUUGCUAUUUUUUUUAAUUUGCUAUGUGUCAGUUUUGGUGAGAGAUUUCAUGGUGGAGUGCCCAAUGAAGUCUAACUUUGAUAUGUAUUGUUUCUAAAAAACUUGACUCAACCUACAAUCUUUACAGGAUACAAUACUUGAUAUCUCACUUUUAUUAUACAGGAUUCCUAGGUAAUUUUUCCAUUUCAAAGUUUUCUUAAAAUGUAGCAUGGCAAUUUAGCUUCUCCUAAACAUAAGGAAAAUACAGAUCUCCUGCUUCCAUUGAAAUGGAAUUAAAAACUAAUUUAUCCAUUAAAAAGAAAUUAAACCA